UCUGAAUAAUUACUGGGUAUGUGCAAAUAGAGCGCACCAAUACCUGUUCCCUCACUUCUGUUGCCAAACACGAGAAGAACAGUUUCACAGUCAACGUCCUGACCAAAAAAAACACAGUCGGACUUUUCCUCUUUCUGCCUUCCAAACACUCCUACCUGCGUGGCCAGCCUGUAAGACAACUUCCCAGGCUGUAAGACAACUUCAAAACCCCAUGUUAAUCCAUACUAUGGGGACCCAGCUACAGGCGAUGAGAGGAACCAGUUCGACAAGUCUUUAUGUAAAAGACAAGCAUCACCGAGUGCCAACCAGUAGCAUUUCGCUGAAUACAGUCAUAUGGAGAGCACUGUCCUAUCAUUAGUCGACGUGUGUCCUUAUAUUUCUGGCUAGCAAUACACUUUUUGAGAAACUUUGUCAAACAACCUUUCGACACUGGAUCCAACUGACUGACGCUUGUAAACAUGUAAUCCCCGUGGCGACGACGUCCAUGUCAUCUUCUUCACAUUGUGCUGUGCCUCAAGGAGACAAUUUGAAUCUGCCAAUCAAGUGUUUUUACGGAUGAACCCAGAUAUCAGAGAGUGUGAAUAUUGCUUCUUCGUGGUUGACGGAGCUACAAAUAAACAUGCACUUUCGGUACCCUCCUUUUCGCACUUUCGGUAGACCCAAAAAGAUCACUCUGACUGUGACCUCGGACCGGUUUAUGUCAAAUGAACAUAUUGAACAGAAGACCUGAUCUGAUCUGAUUGCUUGUGACAGAGAGGACAGAGACGAUGAAAAAGUAGUUGCGGGUUUAAAUUCUCCCAGCCCUUUUCGAAAAUCCUACUAAACAGUGUACCAUGGACUGCAAUGGUUUCCAAUGAGCGUGCGUAUUGGGUGAGCGAACAUUAAGGAUUCAAGACUCUCUGGACCUUUUCUUCCAAGGUUAGGGUCACUUACAGCUGGACUAAGACAGAACACGAACUCCUGACAACAAUUAUGGAAGCAAACGACGUUGAGAGGACAAAUGUAACGUCCUCACUAAAGGCAGCUAGAGGCAUUUUGCUAACCCUGAUGUCGUCCAUCUCUAUUUCCUUCUGUGCAGAAUUCAUGGCAAACAAGGAUGGCAUUCCGAGCUUCCAAAUUCUCUUCCUAAUGCGACUGACCGAGCUCCUAGCACUUGUACCUAUUCUAGCAUUCUGUCGGCCUAGGUUAACGGGCAAAAACAGACGUGAGAACAUUAUGUUGUUCAUUUUCGUGAUUGUUUCAAAUGCAGCUAACAUUUUGCACUUCUUGUCUUUUACCUACACAGUUCCUGGCAUUUCGUUUGGUAUCAUACAAGGUUCGAUGCCUUUCUUUGUCGCAUGUAUCGGUUUUUUGGUCUUGAAAGAAUCUCUGGGUAUUCCAGACGUCUGUGCAAUUCUAAUUAGCGUAACUGGCGUUGUUCUGUUGUCGGUAGGUAUGACACAGGUAGGCACAUCGUCCACUAAGCUACUCGUAUUGUCAAUCGUCAUUCCUGUACUUGCUUCUUUGGUCUUUGCACCGGAUAUGGUUAUUAUGCGGUACCUUACAGGCACGCUAGGGGUGCCAAUAGUUACAGCUUUGCUGUAUCAAACUUUAUUCGGGACGGCAGUGCUACUUGCUAUAACCUAUUCAGUAGAGACUCCAGUCUGGACAAUGGCGACGCGUACAGCAUUAUACGUGGUAGGAGUCGGGGUGAGCAAAUUCGUUGCCAACUUUACUAUAUUGUCAGCCUUGAAAGUGGUGAAGGCAUACAUCUCGACAUCAGUCCGCAUGUUUGCCAUACCCUUCUCGCUACUGCUGGAUUACUUGUUGAUGCAGAAAGUACCGAACUCCCUCCAGGCGGCAGGCGUGGUGUUGGUGAUGCUGGGAAUAGUGUUGAUUAGCGUGUACACAUGGUGGAGUCAUCGAAGGGUGGAUCUCCAAAGGACUCUCCUUAAAGAACUCCAGUUUGAUACUAACGAAAAAUAAUGCAAAUUUAAGACAAAUGCAUACAGAACAAGACUGCUAUGGCCUACGUCACCUUUCUACCUGUUGCUUGACAUUGUUGUUUACGAAUCUAAAAAAUCAGUUGUUUUUGGUAUGUUUUGUAUUCUUAUUGUCUUUCAUAUAGUACUUUUUGUUCCCCAAAACUCUGUUCUGAUCAAUAUUUGACCCAUUGCGUCACACUAUAAGAUCGCCAGGUGUCCACUAUGAGCUCAAGUUGGUUAAGCAAUGUACAGUAGAAGGCAGUUAAUUGCACAACUGAUUACCGCAAACUUUUUUUUAUUGAACGGAAUCCCUAAACCCCAAACCGGUGCUGUCUAGCUGGAUAAUUUCGCAUUGUUGCACAACCCGAAUAAUUGUACGAAAUACACUGACAAAGGGGUGUGUAUUUAAACGGCUUCUACUGCACAUAUAUAUACCUUGACAUUUGAUUUGAUUCCUUAAGCUGUAUACAACUUGUAGCCGGACCUGCCCAAGGCUACUACAAAGAACAAUAGAUAAUAUAUGAUAGCAUCAUGUGAACGAGACACAUGGGACAUAUCACAAAGGACUGUGUAUUAGGCCCAUCACCUCCAACCAGGACCCACUAGAAACUAACGAGAAGGCCGUGGCCUGGCUGCAGUACUGGCACGGAACGAUAGGAUGAUGAUGUAAAAGAGACAUAAUUUGAAUACUCAAUUGACUGUUUUUUUUUACUAGUUCUAAUGUGUGUAAACGUGGAUGUACAGAAUAUAAAACAUCGGUGACACAUCAGCAGUUCCGAACCUGUUACCUCUGGGGUCUGGGUCAAACACCAUACCGAUUAUGGUGCACGAUGCCACUGUGAUACUUCUGUGAUUAUUGUCGGAGAUGGUAUUACUAAGGUUAUGGAAGAGCAGUUGUAUUUGAUUUUUAAAUUUACAGUUGAUAUAUUUUAGAGAAAUUCCUUUUGCAAUUCAUCAUUGCCAUCGUUCGUUGCACCAAUGAUAUAAUUCAAUGAAUGAAUGACCUUUAUGCUCUAACAGGCUAAGUACAGGUCGUAUCGCUAGUGAUAAGGUACAAUUUUGACAAAAAGGGUAUCUUAUCAUCUCUACAUAUGCUAAUACAUUCAAGUAUGUAUAUGAAGACAAUGUUAUAUUGUGCCAAUGUAAUCAAUACAUUAUAUGGUGGACAAUAAAUUACAUUGACAGAUAUUGAAAAUAUAUCUUAAUCUCCUAUCUCGAUAAUAUAAUUCUUAGGUGCAUCCGAGCGCAGAUAGUUUCAUUUCGAUGUGCGGUUGUUUUUCGAUCCAUUCUGACACAAUUGAAGAAAUGCAUGUGAUGGCACUCAAUUUUGCCAUACAUAUUUAUUUACCAUAGUUUAUUGCCCAAACCUGCGUUGAUCUGACAGCAAUACAUAAUACUAAGGGA
Branchiostoma floridae (Florida lancelet) is the source of this 3368-nucleotide messenger RNA. RefSeq lists its product as uncharacterized. NCBI's taxonomy places the organism in Eukaryota, Metazoa, Chordata, Leptocardii, Amphioxiformes, Branchiostomatidae. Bases 973 to 1965 code for a protein of 330 amino acids. The transcript has 4 exons. Gene Ontology annotation, cellular component: membrane. The record is from RefSeq and is a predicted model, not a curated record.